Messenger RNA from Sciurus carolinensis (gray squirrel), 3052 nucleotides. It is a transcript of the gene Kcne1, whose product is annotated as potassium voltage-gated channel subfamily E regulatory subunit 1. Gene Ontology annotation, cellular component: membrane. Gene Ontology annotation, biological process: ventricular cardiac muscle cell action potential; regulation of heart rate by cardiac conduction; regulation of ventricular cardiac muscle cell membrane repolarization. The transcript has 2 exons. The record is from RefSeq and is a predicted model, not a curated record. Bases 318 to 707 code for a protein of 129 amino acids. Gene Ontology annotation, molecular function: transmembrane transporter binding; voltage-gated potassium channel activity involved in ventricular cardiac muscle cell action potential repolarization; delayed rectifier potassium channel activity. NCBI's taxonomy places the organism in Eukaryota, Metazoa, Chordata, Mammalia, Rodentia, Sciuridae.
GACCGUGAGCCGGGACCUUAUUCCCCAGCGCAGCACCAAGUGUCCCUUGGAGACUGUCCCUUCUCACUCUGACCUGUCAAACUGGCGGGCAGCUCCUGUGAAAUCACCAGGAGCACACCUGCUCCUUAGUGCGGUUUGCCCCUUCGCUGACAUAAGGGCUGUUCCCACCGCCUCAGGAUUUUGGAGUGUGGUGCCAGUCUGGGCACCUCCAGCAACUGACUGUCGCGCUGGGACUCUGCCUUUCCUCAGCUCAGGACCAGGCACCCAGAAGUUUGCCUGGGAAGUUCUCUGUCCAGCAGUGCGACCUGGAAGCCCAGAUGAUCCUGUCGAACUCCACGGCGGUGAUACCCUAUCUGACCACGCUGUGGCGGGAGCUAGUUCAACAGGGCACCAACGCGUCCAGCCUGGUCCGCAGGUCUCCCGUCCGCGACGACAGCCAGCUGGCGGCGCUCUACAUCCUCAUGGUGCUGGGCUUCUUCGGCUUCUUCACCCUGGGCAUCAUGCUGAGCUACAUCCGCUCCAAGAAACUGGAGCACUCACACGACCCCUUCAACGUGUACAUCGAGUCGGACGUGUGGCAGGAGAAGGGCAAGGCCUUGUUCCAGGCCCGCGUUCUGGAGAGCUGCAGGGCGUGUCGCGUCAUUGAGAACCAGCUGGCCGUGGAACAGCCCAGCACGCACCUGCCCGGGGCGCGGCCUUCCGCGUGAGCCCCACAGCGCAGUUACAGCAGGACUGGCCCCCACGACAACCUGCGUUUCCUCGUGUUCUUUCUUGUCUGGGUGCCACUGGAUAUCUUUCGCUCUUUUAGGGGUGCAGGGUGGAUUAAUGACUCUUUCUAAAAUCGAAAUAGACCAUCCUUUAUUCCCCAACAUCCCUGCUGGCUUGUCAAAUCCUGCACAAUCCCUGACACCGCGGCCUUUCCCACGCACCCCCCCCUGCGGGCAAGGUCAGAGGACAGUCUGGCUAGGGGAAGGGGAGGUGAGGCAUGCAGUUUCCGAGUAAUCCUUGGGAAGAAAGACAGGCCCUCCACCGUCCUUGUCCCCCUUCUCAGUGACUGGGACUUGGACAGGUGAUGAGCAGCUGUCAGAGGGCAGAGUAAGGGUCUGGGGCCUGGGCCCGGCCAUGAAGCGCGAGUUCCUCCUGCACCACCCACCAAAUCAGGGUUCGCUGCACAGAACUUCGCUCCUCCUCAAGCCAGCGUGGCGUUGGUCCCCGUUGAAGCUGCAGAGUCAAUGUCCCUCCUAAUGCCCCACGACUCUGCUUCCAUCUGCUCCUGUUGCUGCUGUGCUCUGUCCUCCUCCCACCCUCCCACCACCCUCUCUCCCUAACAUCCACCUGCCCUUCAAGUGGCCCUCCCCCAAACAGACACCACACAUCCUCAGAGGCACAGACACACCUUUCCUCCACACACGUCUCAGUCUAGGAGGACCCUCUUCCUGUAGGAUCGAGAUAGAGGAGGACAAAAGCCCCUUUCAGAAUAUGCACCACUGGAAAGGUGCUCAGUUACAUCAGAUGGAGAGGUGUCCCCACCCCGAGGAGCCCCCGGGGAGGAGUGGGUGUGGGCACUGCCACACGUGGGGCCGAGGUGGCAGGAUCAUUGGGGAUGAACUGGCAGUUUUGUGGCCUCCCCAAAGAUAUGCUGACGUCCUAACCCUGGUACCUGUGAAGGUGACCUUUGGGAAGAUGAGGUCACUGGAGGGGCCCUAAUCCAAUAGGACUGGUAUUUUUAAGAAAAGGGAAAUUUGGACAGAUGCAGGGAGAGUGCCAUGGGGUGACAGUGACAGAGUGGACCCCUGCAGCUGAAAGCCAAGGACCCCCAGGAUUGAUGGCCCUGACAAAAGCUGGGGAGGGGCAAGGAAGACCCCUCCCUCCAGGCUUCCCUGGAAGCAAGGCCCCGCCCACACUGCACCUGCAGACUUCUGGGGCCUGAGGCAGACUCCACCUUGUGGUCCAAGCCCCCAGCUUGGGGCAUUUGGUGACUGCAGCCCUGGGAAACUCGUGCAGCGCCUCCCACCCCUCCCUGGGGACAGAGCUGCCCCCACACCCCUCCCUGCAGACAAGAGGUGGGCAGGGGGGUGCACCUGGAGGAGCUGGGCACUGACCUCCUCUAGUGCCAGGGAAGCAGCUCUCCUGGGUGUCAACCUUCUCCAGCUGCCACCCAGAGCAUGGGACCCUCUGCCCUGGGACAUCCUGAAAUCCCCUCUGCCUGGACAGUCCUGGAGAUUAUGGAAGAUUUAAGUAAAAUAUGAUUUUUAAAGCCCCGGAUGUAACAAAUGAGAAGCGGCACACAGGCUUCGAGGACAUCCUCAGACAGCUCUGGCUCCCCCAGUUCCAGUCCUCAUUGCACAUAGUGAACAGGACUCCUCUGUGAGGCCACCUGGCACGUGUCAGCCUGAGUUACUACCGUCCUGGAGAUGCGUGAAUCUGUGGGUCCCAGAGGCCUUUCAGAAUCCAGGCAAGCCAGGAUCCUCCCGCACCCCAGGUGCACACAGGUGUGACACUUUGCCUGCUGACCUCACAGGUGGGGCUCCGGGCCACGGGAGCCUGGCUUCGGCUGCUGGCAUCUCACGGCCCCUGUGUGAGCCAGACCCUGGUUCAGAUCACUGUGUGUUGCCCACACUGAAGGAAAGGAGUUUGGAGAGGGACUCAGAGAACUUGUGACUGCAGUGUGACCCUUGAUAGCAAGACGCACGGCUCCUCGUCACCAGUUCACUUACCCACUGGGAUUCCCGUGCCUCUUAAGGCAGGGGGAGAUCUGGGGGCGUUAGCCCUCCCUCCCUUAAAGGUCCAGGCAUCUCGCCCACUGCCCACUCCUGGGACCACACACCUCUUAUCUCUGCCUCCCUCCUCUCACCCUGGGCUUAAAGGGACAGGGGGAAAGAUGAGGGGGGGGUGGUCAGUUGAGCCACAUUCCUUACAUUUUAAAUUUUGAUUUCAUAUACAUCAAGUGUUUGCUACAUGCCAGGUGCUGUUCUCAGCAAUUUACCAAUAAAACUCCACGACUAUUUUGCAUGUAAUAUGUCAUGUGUCCAUUGGAUAGGAUGACCCUGCU